Messenger RNA from Moesziomyces antarcticus, 456 nucleotides. RefSeq lists its product as uncharacterized. The coding region runs from base 1 to 456 and encodes 151 amino acids. The transcript has a single exon. The record is from RefSeq and is a predicted model, not a curated record. NCBI's taxonomy places the organism in Eukaryota, Fungi, Basidiomycota, Ustilaginomycetes, Ustilaginales, Ustilaginaceae.
AUGGUUCGCAUUCUCGUUCGUUCGUCUGCACUGCUGUGUAUGGCGCUGCUGCUUGCACUUGUUUCGGCCCAGUCGUCUUCAUCGCCCUCGACUUCAGCCAGCACAGCCGCCUCGCGCUCCACCUCGGCUUCCUCCACCACCUCCUCUUCGUCCCGAACCACCGACGCAGCAGCAACGCUUGGCACGCUCAUCUCGUUCUCCAUCAGCUCGGUCAACACCGCCACCUCAUCCACCUCAUCCUCUACAUCCUCGGCAACAUCCUCCUCCUCCACCUCGUCGGCUACAUCGUCGGCUACAUCAUCCACCUCCGCAUCCACCUCGAGCGUGGUGCCGACGACCACUACUUCAAGCACACCCAAUGCGGGUGUUGCAGCCGCGCCUAUGCAGUCGCACUUUAUUGUCCCCACCGCCGCACUCGGCGUGGUCCUGCUCAGCAGCAUCUGCUUCCUCCUCUAA